Molecule: messenger RNA, 1124 nt
Organism: Thamnophis sirtalis
Lineage: Eukaryota; Metazoa; Chordata; Lepidosauria; Squamata; Natricidae
Source: RefSeq, a predicted model, not a curated record
CCCCUGCCACACUCACCAAACCAUGCCCACAGAACCGGUAGUAAAAAAAAAAUUGAAUCCCACCACUGGGAGUACAUUGGGCUGUAACUCCUAAACUGGGGGGACUGGCUCCAAAAGAUCUCAGGAAUGACAUCGGAGCUCUCCAUCCAUAAAAAUGCAGUAUUGUUGAAACUCUUGUCCUGACCUUUAACUUGAAACGGGCAAAAUGGUGCAUCAUAGGACAACACAUUUUGAACCAAGGUAACUCAAGUGGGCUAAAUUGCAGAACGUAUCCAAAAUUCAGGGUCAAUGUCUCCCAAGGGAAUGAAAUUUGGAAAAGUGGCUGCUUCAGUGCUACUGGCUGUUACGUGAUCUUCGUUUUCAACUUUCCUUGAAGAUUUCCUAGCCAGUCUUGCAAUCCCUCCCUCAUCCAGCCCCCCGCGCCACUUACCUCCCUGCUGGGAAGAGAAGGGAAAGGAGGAAGAAAGGAGAUUUCUGAUCAGAUUCCUCCAAGAAAACUUAAUGGGGAAGCUGGCAGGAAGUUGGAAGCUGCAUCUACGCCCACUGCUUCCCCCCCCCCCUACUCUUGGUCUUUCUGUUUUUCUGUUUUGGUAAGGAAAUAUCUCUGAAUCGAAUGACCGAGUGGGGCACAAUUUGUCUAGUACUAACUUAUGAAUUGACUGUAAUUAGGGGCAAGAUGUUCUGAAUGAUUUGGUUGGUUCCUUCCUGUUCAUUUUCAUCUUGAGGUCAUGCAAUUGAAGCAGGCUGGUUCUUGCUCCGUUGUGCCAUGCGCCAGCUUAACUCAGGCCUCCAGUCCCAAGCAGUGGACAAAUUCAUGAAACAGCCAUUCCGUUCAGGCUGGGAUCCUGAACAUGGGGGACUCUUCGCCUUCCAAGAUGUUGAUGGUUUCUGCCCCACUCAGCUAGAGUGGAGAAUGAAACUUUGGUGGCCACACACAGAAGCCAUGGUUGCGUUCCUGAUGGGUUUUGCUGAAACUCAAGACCAAGAGCUUCUGGAGCUAUUUCACCAGGUGGCCAAUUAUGCCUUUGCUAAGUUCCGUGAUCCGGGACUGGCGGGAGAAUGGUUUGGGUAUCUGAACCAGGAAGGCAAGGUGGCUCUCACAAUCAAAGGAGGGCCAUUUAAAG